Molecule: messenger RNA, 2695 nt
Organism: Belonocnema kinseyi
Lineage: Eukaryota; Metazoa; Arthropoda; Insecta; Hymenoptera; Cynipidae
Product: probable C-mannosyltransferase DPY19L1
Exons: 9
Coding region: 85-2190 (701 amino acids)
Cellular component (GO): nuclear inner membrane
Molecular function (GO): mannosyltransferase activity
Source: RefSeq, a predicted model, not a curated record
GGCACCUAAUAUACACUUUGGCCGCAGUCACGCAGUUAUGUACACAUAUUUUUGUAAAAUUACUCUUGCCUAUUCAACAAUCCCAUGAGUUCUACAAAAGAAGAUUCAAAUGUGGGAGCAAAAAUUGAGAAAAAACAUAAAAAUGGAGAAAAAAAGGCAGAUUUGGGAGCCGGCUUCUGUUACAGAAUGGCGGUGACACUUCUCGGGCUUGGCUUUGGAUUCCUACAUGGCUGGCAUGUGUCAACGCUUUUUGAAAAUGACAGACACUUCUCUCAUCUUUCAGAUAUUGAAAGGGAAAUGUCAUUUAGAACUGAAAUGGGAAUGUACUAUUCCUACUAUAAAACCCUUGCAGAGGCAGAUAAUCUCAACAUUGGUUUCGAAAGAAUCGAAUCUGAUAACAUUUCUGAAUAUCCAAAUGUCAUUGAUGCCACCCAUAAAUACAGCAUUUUACCUGAGACCAUAGCAGGAUCCCUUUAUCAUAUUGGAAAAAGCAGCGGUCUUUUAUCAAGACCUCAAUGCUGGCAGAUUGAAAGAGGAAACGAUCUUCCACCUGUAAUGAGUUGCGAAGGGUUGGGGGUACCUAUUUAUUUUUACCUGGAAAUUGUUUGGUACCAUGCAACCUUGACUGGCACAAUUAUUUUUCUCUAUGCUACAUAUUUGAGCGAUUCAAUUUAUGGAGGAUUACUUGCAAUAUUUUCCUUUUUUUAUAACCACAAUGAGUGCACGAGAGUCCAAUGGACUCCAGCUUUAAGGGAAAGUUUUGCCUAUCCGGCCUUACUUUACCAAAUGUACAGAGUUACAGAAUUUAUAAGAGGACAUCGAGAAAUCAAGUCGAAAUUGACCAAAUUGUACACAUACACGGACAUCAUUAUGGCUAUGAUAUACAGUUUCCAAACAUGGCAAUUUUCCCAGUUCAUUUUCUUCACCCAAAUUGUAGCUUUGCUAUUUCUGAAAUGGAUCAAAAUAAUCCCUCGGGAUUUGUGUCGAAAAAUGUUUAUAAUUCAUGUACUCUCAGCUUUAAUUAUAAUUAUGGAUUCAGAAAACACUCUUCUAUCUCAAUCCUUGUACUGGUGCCUUCUCUUCAACCAUGUGUACUGCGAAUUUAUCAGUGAAAAACUGUCUCACUUCUUCAGUUCAUCGAGCACUGUCUGGAUAGAAAUUAUUUCCACGUUAGUUUCCACAAUCAUGACAAAGUCAUAUAUCAUGAAGUCAGAAGACGAUAAUCAUAUUUUCGAUCUACUCAAAUCAAAGAUCACAAAUUACAAAAAUUUCCACACGAUGUUGUACACCUGUUCUGUUGAAUUUGAUUUCCUGCAGUACGAGACUUACAAAACGAUAAUAAUGACUGCACUUUUGCCUACUGUUAUCCUUGCUGGGGUGAUCACAAUUUAUUACUGGUACAGAAAUUUUAAGAAAGAAGGUUAUCCUGAUUGCAUUGAACCUGAAGUGGCUUACAAUGCUUUGCAAUGUGGAGCUUUUAUUGUAAUGGCAUUUUUUAUCAUGAGACUGAAGCUUUUUAUGACACCACAUUUGUGCAUAAUUGGUGCAUUGGUUGCCGGGAAAAGAUAUCUUGGCAAAUUUGGAAUUAAAGGUGAAGCUUCCAGAGGAGCCUUGGUUGUUCUAAUUUUAGCUUUGAUGACCUACAAUGGAAUCCAAAGACUUCAGGAAGAAAGAAGUCAUGUUGCUCAAUACAGUAACAUUGAACAGGAAGAAUUAUUUGAAUGGAUAAAAGCAAAAACCCCAAAAUCUGCAGUAUUUGCUGGAAAAAUGUCCCUGAUGGCAAACCUGAUGCUAUCCACAGGCAGGCCAAUUGUGAAUAAUCCUUAUUACGAAAGUAAAGAAAUGCGAGGUCGAACGAUAAAAGUCUACGAGAUAUUUAGCAGAAAGGAACCAUCAGUCGUUUAUGAAACUUUGAGAAAUCUUCAUGUUGAUUAUAUAGUUUUGGACGAAAGUUUAUGUUUUGGUUUUGGGAAUGUAAAACCUGGAUGCAGAAUGGUCGACUUAAUGGAUUUAGUCGACAGUGGAAAGGACAAAAAAUCCGGAAAACCGCCAGUUUGUCCCAUCCUUUUUCGGGGUUACAACCAUCUCUUCAGAAGAGUUUUUUCGAAUCGGGGUUACGUUGUUCUAAGUCUAGAAUAUUCUAAGUACGUCGAGAUAAGACCGCAAAAAACGAUUGCUUAUCAGUCCUAACGAAUAUCGUGCCUAUUUUCUACCUUUAGAAGUUUAGUCAAGAAUCCAACGUUAUGCAUUUAUAACUUAUUUUUUCAUAAUAUUCCAUUAGCUGAUUUAUACAGAGUGCAGAACUGAUUACCUAUUAGCAUUAUUGAACCAUCGAUCAAUCAUCGAAUAAUUUUUCUACUUUUUAUUUUUAAGUAUAUUACGUGAGAAUUGAAUGCUAGAAUGGCAUAAAAAAUGGAUCAGUUGCUAUGCAUUUUCGAAUAUGAUAUAGAUGUGGUUUAAAUUUUAGCAUUGUCUUUAAACAGCUUUUCCUGGGUUGGAAAAAUUAUGUUUUAUCCACGUAGUAGUAUAAAGGAGACCCCACUCCCGGAAAACUUGGACGCGUGAAAUCGGAUUUAACUAGUUUGCAUCGCCCGUAACGCCUCUUGCGGAAAAAUGCGAAACCGAGAACAUUUUCAAAAUUCCCUGAUUUACCUUGACUAAUUUUUUAUUUCAAAUCAUUAAUAUUCAAUUACCA